Molecule: messenger RNA, 1326 nt
Organism: Gloeophyllum trabeum ATCC 11539
Lineage: Eukaryota; Fungi; Basidiomycota; Agaricomycetes; Gloeophyllales; Gloeophyllaceae
Exons: 4
Coding region: 1-1326 (441 amino acids)
Source: RefSeq, a predicted model, not a curated record
AUGCCGCGCCUCUUGGACCUCAACUACGAUAUUCUGGCCACUAUGAUGGAAUACUUGGAAACGGACGACCUUCUGAGCACAUCUCUCACCGUGUCCAGCCUGCGGGAACUAUCUCAAGAUCGGCUCGUUUGCUCUGUGAAGCUCGGCACGCUCGAUUCAAUAGCUUCAUUCAACAAAUUCAUCCUAGCUGAUUCGGGCAGGAGGCUACGGCUGUUCAAGUCGUUAGAGCUCCUCCCCGAGGGUUGGUCCAUCGAUAGUGAGCUGGAUCAGAGGUCGCUGGAGAUGUUUCUAGCGCCGGUGCUCGAAUCGGCCGACAACCUAUCGAGACUCGACCUAGCGCUCGUAGACCUUCAGGGUACUCUGGACGCAUCACCUCGGCUUCGGGAUGCCCUUCUUCUGACCUUGCGUCGCGUAGCCCAGCUGCGGCUCUCCGGGAAAGGUAUGAUAUCCCUCUUCGGCGAUGCCUUGGCCAACGGGUCCGCCUGUGUCCGCCACCUCGCAGUACGACUAGAAAGUGUAGGACAGGCUGGGAGUGUGCUCUUUCUUCUCGCACCAACUCGGGCGACUUUGGAAUACUUAUGGAUAUACGACACAACCCCGCGCCAACGCCUCUUAUUCCCAGACCCCGUCCACGUGCGCUGGCUGCGGAUGCACACCCUGAUGUUAAGCGGGAACCCCCUGCUGUUUGACGCUCGGCAUAUGCAAGGGGCGUUCCCCAAUAUCCAGGAACUGUCCAUGACUGGGAUAGUUGCGCCUAGCCCUGAUCCCCGGUGGAAGGACCCCGGUUUCGAAUGGGGGUCUCUGCACACAUACUCAGGGCACCUGAAGACUCUGCUGUCCCUGCGCAUUCGAGGUCAAGUGCGCUAUUUGGAAUCCGCGAGUCCAACAUCCCUCGACCACGAAUUUGCUUACCUUGGCGAACCUUGGAUUUGGGAGGCUGCUACUGAGCUACGCACUCUGAUAUUGUGGGUGAUAAGGCCUGCCCACAUUGACCAGCUGCGCGACUCUUUGAGUCGACUGUGCGCCGCGUUGAAGGUCACGAAACUCUCGUGUCUGCGGCUCGCCGUUACCUGUGCCCAGCCCGAGAACGAGGUCUGGCAAUGCCUCGCCACAUGCAUCCGGUCCUCUGUUCUAGGCGGGCUUUCGUCGCUGCGUACUGUGGAGAUCCGCAUUGGUUUCCGUGACACUGGUCGCAAGGGCCGCGUCUACAGGAUCCGCCCACCCACUGGCGCGACAGUUGGACGAACAAACGAUAUUGAUAUGUGCCGACGAGAUAAGAAUAAGGGGGGGGGGGAGUGCCUAAGAUACUGCAACCCCCAGCAGUGA